AUGGGUCGACGCCCAGCACGUUGCUACCGCUACAUCAAGAACAAGCCGUACCCGAAGUCGCGUUUCUGUCGAGGAGUGCCCGAUCCAAAAAUCCGCAUCUUCGACCUCGGAAAGAAGAGGGCGGAUGUCGACGAAUUCUCCGCUUGUGUGCACAUGAUUUCCAACGAGCGCGAGCAUCUUUCAUCGGAAGCCCUCGAGGCCGCUCGCAUUUGCGCCAACAAGUACAUGGUGAAGAACUGCGGAAAGGACGGCUUCCAUCUCCGCGUCCGAAAACAUCCCUUCCACGUCACCCGCAUCAACAAGAUGUUGUCAUGCGCCGGCGCCGAUCGGCUACAAACGGGAAUGAGAGGAGCCUAUGGAAAGCCCCAGGGAUUGGUGGCCCGAGUCGACAUCGGAGAUUUCCUCUUCUCCGUUAGAAUCAAGGAAAAUAACGUGAACCACGCCAUUGAAGCAUUCCGUCGUGCCAAGUUCAAAUUCCCCGGCCGUCAAUUCAUCGUCGUCUCGCGCAAAUGGGGAUUCACCAAAUGGAACAAAGAUGAAUACGAGAAGAUGCGAGCUGAGGGACGCCUUCAAUCCGACGGUGUUGGAGCUAGAUUGGUGCGCGAGCACGGGCCUCUUUCGAAGUGGAUCAAUAAUCCUAUU
Messenger RNA from Mesorhabditis belari, 642 nucleotides. The record is from the annotation of a GenBank genome assembly. NCBI's taxonomy places the organism in Eukaryota, Metazoa, Nematoda, Chromadorea, Rhabditida, Rhabditidae.